AUGGCCGAGGGCCAUACACCCCUCGGUAAAAGAGGCUACAACUCAUCCGUCUCUUGUCUGACAGAUGCCGCCCCUGAUCCUACGAGUGGCCUGAACCUCGCUCAUGCGGAUUAUGCGGUGCCACCGGACAACUAUGUCUUCUGGAUUGAUACUCUGCCACUGAACAAGACCAAUGUCCUGCCUUACCUCGAUGGGAACGCCACAGCGCUUGCGCGAUCAUCUUCGAGGGUGGCAAGGAAGUGCCAGAUUCACAAGAGCACAGACGCCUCCUUGUAUCCUUUGAAAGGCUUUGUCACUGGUGAGAAGUUAUACCCUUCGAUCGAGACUUUGCGCAUAACCUUUGACGCUGGCGAGCUGGGAAUGGAGAACGAUCAGACGAUCGAUGCAGACUGGGCACUAGCCGAUUACAAGCCGGAGCUCAGCAAGCGUGAUCUCGAACAGAGGCUAGCACCGGCUACCCUAGAUAUCGGUGGUAAGAGACACAAGGUCGAUGAGAAGAACCAGUACGUUGAUUAUAUGGGAUGGUCCUUCUACAUCGCCCUCACUCGAACUUUGGUUGUCAUGUUCUACGACAUACGCUUCGAAGGUGAGCGCAUCAUAUACGAGCUGUCUAUGCAAGAGGCCACCGCUCAGUACGGUGGCAGCCAGCCGAAGGCCGCGAACACAGUCUACCAUGAUACUUACUACAGCCUCACCACUGAGAUGGGGACCCUUGUCGAAGGCUACAAUUGUUCAUGGGGUCCUACGUUCUGGAAUCUGACAUAUCACGAUGGCAACAUGACAACCAUCAACACCAACUCACUAUGUAUUUUCGAAGCCGACAUGAUUUCCCCACUGUCCCGCCACCGCUACGGAGCCAACAAUGACUAUGGCUUCAGCAAGCUCGGCACUGUCAAGGGCGCACAGCUCAUCGUCAGCGCGAUCGCAACUAGCUCCUUCUACUACCCCACGCAUGGCAAGUGGGGACCUCGGAUCCAGCAGGCAACUCAAGGCUCGUUGCACGAUCACAUCAUCACAUUCAAAGCCGACUUCGACAUCUCGGGGACAGACCGAGCAGCAGUUCAACUAGGCCGCCAACAACCAGGCCAUUCUCUUGAGAACUCCGAGUUCGCAAAGACACAUCUUGCUGUUUCAAGACAGCAUGACGCGAAAGUGUUUGCCAAUAGUGUUCAAAACGCGGGCAACUCAAAACAUCAUCAGCAGGACUUCAGCAAGUUCUUUGAUGGUGAAAGCAUCAAGGAUGAAGAUUUGGUGGUGUGGUUCAACUCGAGCAUGCAUCACUUCACUCGAAGCGAGGAUAUACCGGUGACACUAUACACGGAAGCAUAUAGCAGCAUCGCCCUAGCGCCUCAGAAUUUCUUCGAUCGAGCUCAGGAUGGCGAUCUGUUGAACAGGAGUCGUUCACACGCGCUGCCGCCAGGUACCGAGGUAGGAGUCGGUGGCAGCUGCAACAGGCGAAUGAUAUUAAUGGCGGCUCCUUCCUUCGACCGUGUGUGGUACAACUCAAGUCAAGCUUUUUCAACACCAUACCCAGAAGUUCUCGCAUUCCCGUUCCCCGUUAGAGUGAAGAUAGGCGAUGUAUUUCAAAUGGCCAAAUCUUACGAACUGACGACCAACGAACAGCUCCCUGACCCUGCAGCAGUUGCAAACAUGCCGAACCUGAAUCUGGAGUUCCGAAUCGAAAUUUGA
Molecule: messenger RNA, 1689 nt
Organism: Macroventuria anomochaeta
Lineage: Eukaryota; Fungi; Ascomycota; Dothideomycetes; Pleosporales; Didymellaceae
Product: amine oxidase catalytic domain-containing protein
Exons: 11
Coding region: 1-1689 (562 amino acids)
Biological process (GO): amine metabolic process
Cellular component (GO): plasma membrane
Molecular function (GO): primary methylamine oxidase activity; quinone binding; copper ion binding
Source: RefSeq, a predicted model, not a curated record